Molecule: messenger RNA, 2113 nt
Organism: Capsella rubella
Lineage: Eukaryota; Viridiplantae; Streptophyta; Magnoliopsida; Brassicales; Brassicaceae
Product: putative cysteine-rich receptor-like protein kinase 31
Exons: 6
Coding region: 1-1989 (662 amino acids)
Biological process (GO): protein phosphorylation
Molecular function (GO): ATP binding; protein kinase activity
Source: RefSeq, a predicted model, not a curated record
AUGUGUCUGAACAAUCUCUUCUCAAUCCUCUGUUUCGUCCUAGCUGUUAGCUUUGGCUUUGUCUCUGCACAAAGAUGUGGAGAUUCACUGUUUUUCACCCCAAACAGUACUUACGAUACAAACCGUCGUCUCGUUCUCUCAACUCUUGCUUCCAACGUCAGUUCUCAAAACAACCGCUACUACAACGUCUCGGUUGGUGAAGGAGCUGGAAGGAUCUACGCCUUAGGACUCUGUAUCCCAGAGACUGAUCCAAAGGUCUGUUCUGAUUGUAUCCAACCUGCGUCUGUUAGAUUAUUACAGAAUUGUCCAAACCAAACCGACUCAUGGGACUGGAGAGCCGACAAGACGCUCUGUUUCGUUAGGUACUCUAAUAGCUCCUUCUUCGACGUGAAAACUUUAAUGCCGACACAAGCAGAGUACAACACUGGAAUGUAUAAGGGGAACGUUACAGCUUAUACGAGAACAUGGGACGCGUUCAUGGAGUUUAUGCUCACCCGAGUUGGUCAAACUCGAUACUUGGCCAAUAUAUCCCCUCAGAUAGGUUCUGAUAGUAUAUACGUGUUGAUGCAGUGUAUUCCAGGGCUAUCAUCUGAAGACUGUGAAGAUUGUCUUAAAGAAAAUGUUCAACAGUACAAGAGUUGUUGCAACGGGUACAUAGGUGGUACAGUUCGCAAGCCGGUAUGUUAUUUUAGGUGGGAUGGUUAUCCAUAUCUUGGUGCCUUUGGUGUCACGCCAUCUCUACCUCCUCAAGUAUCUCAACCAACGCUGCGUCCGUCUCCUCCUCCACCUCCUACUCCUCCAGAUGGAAACAAGAUUUCUACGGGAGCUAUUGUGGCGAUUGUUGUUUCCGCGGUUAUGUUCUUGGUGCUGCUCACUUUAGGGUUAGUUAUUUGGAAGAGAAGACAAUCAUACAAAACAUUAAAAUCUCAAACUGAUGGUGACUUGAUAAGUCCACAGUCUCUUCAAUUUGAUUUUGCAACAAUUGAAUCGGCAACAGAUAAAUUUUCUAUGAGUAACAAGCUAGGUCAAGGGGGAUUUGGUGAAGUUUACAAGGGUAUGUUACCAAAUGAAACAGAAAUUGCGGUGAAGCGUCUAUCGAGAAAUUCAGGACAAGGCACACAAGAGUUCAAGAACGAGGUUGUGAUCGUCGCUAAGCUUCAACAUAAGAAUCUUGUUAGGCUUCUUGGGUUCUGCGUAGAAAGAGAUGAAAAGAUACUAGUCUACGAGUUUGUUCCCAACAAGAGCCUUGAUUAUUUCCUCUUUGAUCAAACAAAGAAGAGUCAACUAGACUGGAAACGACGGUACAACAUCAUAGGAGGGAUUACGCGAGGGCUUCUCUAUCUUCAUCAAGACUCACGGCUUACCAUCAUACAUCGUGACAUCAAAGCAAGUAACAUUCUAUUAGAUGCUGAUAUGAAUCCUAAGAUAGCGGAUUUUGGAAUGGCAAGGAAUUUUAGAGUGGACCAAACUGAAGACAAUACAGGAAGAGUUGUUGGAACCUUCGGGUACAUGCCUCCAGAGUAUGUGACGCAUGGCCAAUUCUCUACUAAAUCUGAUGUUUAUAGCUUUGGAGUAUUGGUUCUGGAGAUUGUUUGUGGCAAGAAGAAUAGCAGUUUCUAUCAGAUGGAUGAUUCAGGGGGAAAUUUGGUGACACAUGUUUGGAGGGUCUGGAACAACGAAUCACCUUUAGAACUCAUCGACCCUGCGAUAAAGGAAAGUUACGAUAAUGAUGAAGUCAUUCGAUGUAUCCAUAUCGGAAUUUUAUGUGUUCAAGAAACUCCGGCAGAUCGUCCAGCUAUGUCUACAAUAUUUCAAAUGCUUACUAAUAGCUCCAUUACUCUACCUGUGCCUCGACCACCCGGAUUUUUCUUCAGGAACAGACCCAAUUUAGACCCUUUAACCUAUGGAUCCGAGCUGGGGCAAUCCAGCAGCAUGUCUGAUCCUCAUUCUAGAGACAGUGACUCACACACUAGAGUCACUCCUCGUUGAAAUUCUUGCUUUUGCACUCUCAUGUAUUUAGCACUAGUCCGUACAUUUUUCCUUAGUAUAUAUGUAGCACAAACAACUAUUUUUUCUUCAAAAUUAUGUGUAAGAGAGUCGAAGUUUUAACCCA